AACGCCAAGACUCCCAAAAAACUAAAAGUGGAUCCGAACCGAGGGAAGAGGCCCUUCUCUUCCGAUGAAUUGGAGGAAGAAAACCCGUUCCCGAUCUACUCAGCUAGAUCUCAACAUGACACGUCGGCCAUGGUUUCUGCGUUAGCUCAAGUGAUAACGAGUGGGAGUGGGAGUAGCAGAAGCCCAGUAGAAGCAGAUUACUGGCCGCAAUCGCAGCAAGCAGCAGCAGAUGAAGAACAAGGUGGUGGAAGCAGGACGGGGAUGGUGUCAAGAGAGAGGCAUUAUCGAGGAGUAAGGCAGAGACCGUGGGGAAAAUGGGCAGCUGAGAUUCGUGAUCCGAAAAAGGCAGCAAGAGUGUGGCUGGGCACCUUCGACACUGCUGAGGCUGCCGCACUUGCUUACGAUGAAGCUGCCCUCAGAUUCAAAGGCACCAAAGCCAAGCUCAACUUCCCUGAGAGACUCACUACCCCAUGCCCUCCGCCCCCCUAUGCCUAUCAUCACCAUCACAAUAACCACAACCUAUAGAUCACACACAAACCCUUUAUAUGUAUUAUCAUGCGCUCCGCUUCUUUUCACUUUCUUACAAUCUUAU
Molecule: messenger RNA, 592 nt
Organism: Cucurbita moschata (crookneck pumpkin)
Lineage: Eukaryota; Viridiplantae; Streptophyta; Magnoliopsida; Cucurbitales; Cucurbitaceae
Product: ethylene-responsive transcription factor ERF114-like
Exons: 1
Biological process (GO): ethylene-activated signaling pathway; regulation of DNA-templated transcription
Molecular function (GO): DNA binding; DNA-binding transcription factor activity
Source: RefSeq, a predicted model, not a curated record